AUGGAAGAAAUAACUCAACAAUCAACUCAUUUUAUUGAGUUAAAUGAAAGUAAUAAUACAAUUAAGGAACAACCACCACUACCACCUUCAAUAAAAUAUGAACAACAACAACCACAACAACAACAACAAUAUAAUGAUUAUAAUGAUGAAGAUACAGAGUCAGGAUCAACAUCAGAAGAAAUCGAUUUAUCAGACCAAUAUACAGAUUCAAGUAAUUGUCCUGAUUGUAGAGCGUUCAAUGAAACAUGUAGUUGCAGUAAUACAAGUUGUUCGAAUAGACAUUAUACAAAUUCAACAUCUUCAAUAUCUGACCUUUUAAAUAAUAAUAACAAUAAUAAUAAUAAUAGUAGUAGUAAUAAUAAUAGAACAAUAGUUUUAGAAUCUAAAUUAAAUAAUAGUUGUAAUAAUAGUAAUGAAAAUAAUAAUAAUAAUAAUAAUAAUAAUAAUAAUAAUAAUAAUAAUAAUAAUAAUAAUAAUAAUAAUACUAUUAAUAUUAGUAAUAGUGUUAGUAGUGGUAAUUUAACAGCAAGUUAUAGUAAUAGUAAUAUAAAUGGAUUAGCACAAUCAAGAAGUAGACAUGUUUAUAGAAAUCCAAUAACAUUGGUAGAGGAAUUUACAACCUCCUCUUUAUCAGAAUUUGGUGAAACUGAAUGUUCAUUAUCAACUGAAAAUAUAUUUUCAAUCAUUAAAGAUAUGGAAGAAACUAUAUUACCAAUUGAAAAUAUGUUAAAAUCUUCACAACGUAAUAAUAAUCUUAAUCUUAAUAUUAAUAAUAAUAAUAAUAAUAAUAAUAAUAAUAAUAAUAAUAAUAAUAAUACAACAACAACUACAACAACAACUACCACUACACAAGUAGAUAAUAGUAAUAAUACCAAUUCGAAUGAUAAUAAUAUUAAUAAUAAUAAUAAUAAUUUAAAGACAAGUAAGGAAAUAGAAUCAACAACAACGCCAACUACAACAACACCACCAAGGAAAUUAUCAAUUUCAGCGUCAUCUAUACCAAUUCCACCGCCACCACCUGAUGAUGCUGUUUCACCAAUUGCUUUAUCUUGUUCUGCUCCUUCUUUUCCUGGCAUUUUAUCGCAACAAGAUAAUAUUGAUAGUUUAGAGAGUACUAACACUACAAACAUCACCAACAACAACAACAACAACAACAACACCACAACAACAACUACUACACAAAACACAACAGAUCCAACCAAUACAAUUGAUCAAAAUAAAACAACAGAAUCAUCCACAACACCCUCAUCAUCAUCAAACUCAAUUACAUCAAAGACUAAAAAACUAUUACACUCUUUUAAAAAUAAACAUCAUCAUCACAAUAAAGGUGAAAAAAUGUCAGAUUCACCGUCAAAGAAAGAAAAACAUUCAAAGAAAAUUAAAAAUUCACCAUCAACUGAAUUUGUAAAUGUACCAAAAGAUCAACAAACUCAAACACCUGUAGAAAAUAAUAAUAACACCAACACCACCAACAACACCAACACCAAUGAAAAUAAUAAUGUAGAUAGAACCAACAGUAAUAAUACUAACAACAAUAAUACCAAUAAUAAUGGCAAUAAUACCAAUAAUACAAGCGGAAGUGGAGGCAAUGACGAUAAUAAUAACAAUAAUAAUAAUAACAAUAACAACAACAACAAUAAUAAUAAUGGUAAAGAUCAAGAUAAAAAAGAAGAAAAAGAUAAUAAAAAAGAAGAAAAGGAAAAUAAUAUAAUAGAAGAGAAAUCUAUUAUUGUACCAAAUUUAAAUUUAGAAAAUGUAUCAACAAAUAUAAUUGUAUCAAAACCAUUAACACCACCACCACCAUCAUCAUCAUCAUCAUCAUCUACUACAACCACCACCACCACAACAACUUCUUCAAUACCACCAACACUUAGUUCCCACUCUUUAUCCCAAGUAUUUACAAAAGAGGAGGAUGAAAACCCACCUGUAUUUGUUUCAUCUUCAUUACCAGCAUUCCCAAUUUCAGAGUUAUUGGGUGGUGAAUCAAGUAACCCUGAUGAAGAAGAAUUACCAAGAGGUGGUAGAGGAAGAAGUAAUGCCUUCUAUAUGAGAGGCCCACCAGUUCUUGAAAAUGGUGAUUUUAAGAUUCAAACACCAAAAACACCUUCUGUACAAAUUCAAACUCAAAUCCCAGCUGUUUUACCAAAAGAAUCGAAUUCAUUAAUUUCAAAACCAAUUGGUUUAUUAUCAAAACUAAGAAGACGUCAUCAUCACCAUCAUCAUCACCAUCAUCACCAUCAUAAUAAAAAUAAUAAUAAUAAUAGUAACGGUAAAGAAUCAACAACAAAUAGUAAAGACUCAUCAUCAUCAUCGUCCUCAUCAUCAUCAUCUUCUUCUUCUUCAACAACAACGACAACAACAACCUCAACAACUGCAACACCAACAAAAGAAUCAUCUAAGAAAUCAUCAACAACAUCAAAUAUUUUAAGUAAAGUAGUUAAAGGUAACUCAUCAAGAUUUAUAGUUGGAUUUGCAGAUACAAUUGGUAGAAGAUCUACAAUGGAAGAUGAAUCUGUAAUCUAUGGUACUUAUAGAGGUAAGCAUGAUGAAGAUUAUUUCGCUUUAUUUGAUGGUCAUGGUGGAAAUGAUGCAGCCAAAGCUGCCUCUGAAGAGUUGCAUCGUAUAUUGGCUGAGAAAUUAAAAUUAAAUCAUGCAAACCCUGUUAAAUGUUUAAAGGAAUCAUUUUUAGCAACUCAUACACUAAUUGGUGAACGUGGUAUUAGAUGUGGUACCACUGCAGUGGUAGCAUUAUUUAUUGGAAAGAAAGGAUAUAUAGCAAACGUGGGUGAUAGUCGUGCAGUACUUUGCAGGGAUGGUAUAGCGGUACGUGUUUCAUUGGAUCACAAACCAAAUCUACCAAAGGAGGAGGAGAGAAUUAGGGCACUCGGUGGUAACGUUGUAACAACAACUAGUUCUGCCGGUGUUGUCACCUCGCGUGUCAAUGGUCAAUUAGCAGUCUCAAGAGCAUUGGGUGAUUCUUUCCUUAAUCCGUUUGUCACCUCUGAACCCGAUAUUCAUGGUCCAAUAAACUUGGAAACUCAUAUCAAAAAUCAAUUUAUGAUCAUAGCUUGCGAUGGUAUUUGGGAUGUUAUCUCUGAUGAAGAGGCUGUUAGUAUUGCCGCUCCAAUUGCUGAUCCUGAAAAAGCAUGUAUAAAAUUAAGAGAUCAAGCUUUCAGUAGGGGUAGUACUGAUAACAUUUCUGUAAUUGUAAUUAGAUUUCCACCAUUUUUAGAAGGUAUUUAA
Dictyostelium discoideum AX4 is the source of this 3243-nucleotide messenger RNA. Its product is annotated as protein phosphatase 2C-related protein. Lineage: Eukaryota; Evosea; Eumycetozoa; Dictyosteliales; Dictyosteliaceae. The transcript has a single exon. The coding region runs from base 1 to 3243 and encodes 1080 amino acids. Gene Ontology annotation, molecular function: protein serine/threonine phosphatase activity; cation binding; metal ion binding. The record is from RefSeq and is a predicted model, not a curated record.